AUGGUAGUAUAUGUCUGUAAUCCCAGCACUCAGGAGGCUGAGACAAAGGAUCACCAGUUCAAAGCCAACUGGGGCUACUUUGUAAAACCCUCAUCUCAAGAAACUCGGGGUGCUGCUGUGCCUCCCGCACGGACGGCGGGGCCUGGGGCCUCGGGACGUCCUGAGCCGCGGGGACAGCCGCGCUGUAGAGAGAAGAAAGUAAAUUGCAAGCCCAGGAAUCAGGAUGAGCAAGAGAUUCCUUUCCGACUCCGAAAGAUUCUGAGAAGCCGUCAGGAGAUGAAAAACCCGCUCAGUAACAAGAAGAAAAAGAAGGAGGCCCAGACAGCUUUUAGGAAGACACUGGAAAAGGAAGCAAAAGGAAGGGAGCCAGACAUCGUUGUCCCCAAGAUCAAGCAGAGGAAGGGCGAGUCUCAUGGGGCCUACAUCCACCGCAUGGAGCAGGAAGCCCAGCAUGUGCUAUUCCUUAGCAAGAACCACGCCACCAGGCAGCCAGAGGUGGAAACAGCUCCCAAGAAGGAGAAGUCUGAGCGGAAGAAAGCGUUCCAGAAACGGUGACUAGACAGCCGUGAGAAAAAGGAGGCCAGAGCACUGGAGAAGCUGGAGCGAGAGUUCCUGGAAGUCACUGUGAAGUUUGGAGAGGUUGUGAUGCAGCCUCCAGACCUGACAGUCCAGCCCAGGAGGAGUGUAAGCAAAGAGCAGCCUGGCAAGAAGUCAUUGAUGCUGAAGACACUGGGGGGUUCUGGUGGCAUGUCCCAGCCCCCAGCCACCUCUCUAGCCCGGCAGCGGAUCCUGGGGGAGGAGCGUGAGUGGGCUGUGCAGGCUUACAGAGCCUUGAAGCAGCAGCAGCAGCAGCAGAAAGGGACAUAA
Messenger RNA from Jaculus jaculus (lesser Egyptian jerboa), 867 nucleotides. RefSeq names its product coiled-coil domain-containing protein 137-like. NCBI's taxonomy places the organism in Eukaryota, Metazoa, Chordata, Mammalia, Rodentia, Dipodidae. The record is from RefSeq and is a predicted model, not a curated record.